Messenger RNA from Malassezia restricta, 1551 nucleotides. Its product is annotated as RNA exonuclease 1. Gene Ontology annotation, molecular function: exonuclease activity; nucleic acid binding. Bases 1 to 1551 code for a protein of 516 amino acids. NCBI's taxonomy places the organism in Eukaryota, Fungi, Basidiomycota, Malasseziomycetes, Malasseziales, Malasseziaceae. The transcript has a single exon. Gene Ontology annotation, cellular component: nucleus. The record is from RefSeq and is a predicted model, not a curated record.
AUGCUUCCGGUUCGUGGCCUGCUCCAUGACGUGGUGUGUCCGUCUUUUCGUGAUGGCGAGUGUGAGAAGAAGCGUAUAGGCUGCGUGUUCUCUCACGAUACGUCAUUACUGCCUGUGCGACCGCACCAGCCUGAGCCGGAAAAACGCCCGGUAAAAAAACCGCGCGUGGGGAUGACGGAGCCGCCUCGUAUCACGUCGGCGCAUCACUCAUCCACGUCCAAAUUGACUCUCGCACAGCGUCAGGAUGGCUUGAAAAAGAUGUAUACCAGCCUUCGUCGCUUCUACGCGCCAUUAUUCGACCAUUCUGAGCCUGCUCUUCAACACCUCGGGGCUGACAUGGCUACGAAUGAUGCUUUGCGCAUGGAACAAGACGUAUUUCAGCAUGCGAAUGAGUUUUCAUACAAAAGCUCGAGUAUCGUAGGUGCUGCGAGUGUAACGAAGCGCUCCUCCGAGGUCCUGGCGGCGUCCGUUGCCGAAGCUGCGCAGGCUCUUUCUAUCAAUAAAAAUGCCACGGAUGAGGCUGCAAGGAUUCUCGAGGCAUGCACCGAGACGGGCACGGAAACCGAUGUUCGGCUCAAGCGCGAGUCGCAACAGCAACGUAAAAAGGGGCGCCUUACGCGCGAGCGGCUUGUCAAGGCAGGCUUUCUUUGUCCCAAGGGUGACCUGGAGCAGCUGGGCUAUCUCAUGGACGUGCCCAGUGAAUGGGGCCCCGGAGGCGAGGCAGCGGAUGCCAGUGGCGAGAAGCAGACCUGUGUACGGUGCGGUGUUGUGUUCAAGGUCGGGCCGCUUGGAGCUGUACAGAGUGCUGAGGCGUGUCAUUUCCAUCCUGGGCGUCCGCGUCGUGAACGGCUGGGUGAAACGACGCGCUCUCGAAAGGUAUUUCGAUGGACAUGCUGCGGUCGCACAGCCGAUUCUAAUGCGCUAGGUGAAGAUCGAUGCGCAACUGGACCGCAUGUAUUCAAAGAGGAAACACCACAAGCGAUGCAUCGGCGGGCAGGCUACGUCCGAUGGUCCGAUAUACCCAGCGCGGCUCAAGAGGCAAGCGAAGUACUCCCUGUAGCCGCUCUUGACUGCGAGAUGAGCUAUACAACGGCCGGCAUGAGUGUCACACGCGUCACGCUAGUGGACGAGACGGGCGACGUUCUAUUUGACGAAAUGAUCCGAUGUCCAGAGGGGGUAUCAAUGAUUGACCUAAAUACACAGUUUUCCGGUAUACAAGCUGAGGCGUACGAAGCAGAAGCUGUCUUUGACUUGGACAGUGCACGCAAGACCCUGGCACAAUACAUCGGUCCGCACACAAUUCUCAUCGGACAUGGCCUCGAAAAUGACUUGCAUGCCCUACGGCUCUUGCACACAAAUGUCGUUGAUACGUGCCAACUCUUUCCCCAUCCACGCGGCCUGCCCUUUCGUCUCGCACUCCGUGACUUGGUAUCACAGCAUCUCGGCAAGCUCAUCCAGACGGGUGGCGCGAGUGUAGGCCACUCGUCCGCAGAGGAUGCACAAAUGACGCUUGAGCUGGUCCGCUGGAAGUGGAUGAAUCGGUACACUUAA